UAUACACACGUGGUUAUCGAACCUCGUUUUGGCUGAAAGUAACGUCAAAAUUCCGCCAUAAAGAGAAAGAAAGAAGUUGUAAUUUUUGUCAUUCAAUUAUGCCUCCAGACUCUAAACAAAGACAAAGAGAAUGUCAAAAAUGUCUUGCUCACGGUGUCCAUGUUAGAUUCAAAGGUCACAAGCUUGGAUGUUUUUUCCGUGACUGUCAAUGUCAGCGAUGUCAGGUUGUUAGUAUUAAACGCCAGAAAAACAAGAUAGUUACUGCUCAGAAAAGACGACUGGAAAUGGAAAAUGUAAAAAAAAUUGAAACAGAACAAGCAAAUAGGAAAGGAAGUGGAGAAAUCUCAGAUUCAGAAGAAAAUCAUUUAAUAAUUGAUGAAAGCAGCAAUCAACAGCAGAAUCCAAUAUCUGACAGAAGAGCUGUAUAUUGCCGUAGAUGUCAAAUCCAUGGUGUUAAAAAUCUAGUGCGAGGACACAAGGAUAGUUGUCCAUACAGAGGUUGCUGGUGCACAGAGUGUAGAAUAAUAAAUUCUCAGACUUCUAUGUGUAGCCACUGUGGAUUUUAUCCACCAACUGUUACACCCUAUCCACGACCAUACCCACCAUCACUUAAUUGGUUGCUGAACCAACAAAACAGUACUGCAUGUGGAGGAGGUAAUACCAGUUCAACUAAUUAUAGCAGUAAUCUUGGAUACAAACCACAGGUAAAUUACGUUCAACCAGCCACCCCAAGUAUGCCGUACAAUUCCACCCCAGGAUAUAUGCAUGGACCACACCAUGAUAUACUUCAUUCAACUGUACAGUAUGGAACUCCAGCUAGUCAACAAGAUGGAAACUUGAGUCUGUAGUAGUGGCAACACAAGAAAGAAGUUUUUUUACUCUUCAUUGUCAGAUUAGCAGUUAUACCAAAAUCUCAAAAUUGCAUCUUUAGUCAUGCAUGGUUUAAUUUAACUGGUAAGAAAUUCAAAAUCAAGAACUUACAGGGAAUUUAGGCAGGAUAUUUGACAAAUAUAAAGUAACAAUUUAAAUGUACUAAAUUUAUUUGAUUAUAUAGUCUUGCAUAUUUCAUUACUCAGAAUAAUUCUCAAGACCAAUUAACCAAAAAAUAAUACAUGUGCCAAUAGUAGAAAUUUAAAACAGACACCCUCAUUUUUAUAAAAAGUAAUAUGACACAUUUACCUAUCCAAAAAGAUGUAUGUUAAAAUUUAGGGAAAAAUGUUAGGUAACUGUCUGCAAGUUUUAAAAAUGUUACUUUUUACAAACCAAUAUUCAAAUCACAAAUUUUUAUGUCUGUCAUAUAAAACUUUUGAUGCCUUGAAAGAUAUUAUUUAUACUUUGAAAUUAUUUUUGCCAAGCACCAGAGAGUGUCUUGAAUAACACAAGAAUGUCAGACUGCAAGAUCAAGGUGACAAAUAUAGUUUUAAAUAAAUCAGGAGGACAAAUUUUUGGUGCCUGUGACCAGGAAAUGUUUUGCAAACAAGUUGGAAUUUUUGUCUACAAGGUACAGGUCACAAAUUUCAUAUUCCAAUAUAUUAUGUAUAGAUUUAAUGUUUUGUCUGCUUUAGUACUUUUGAUUAUAAACAUUCAUAUUAAAGGUGUUUGUAUAUCACCAGGGGGUGGCAUGUCCAUUAAUAAGGUUGGAAUAUGUGUGCUCUAGUGUCCAUGUUAAUAAUUUGUAUAAUGAGAUGGAUACAAGAUGAGGGAGGUAUAAUUUUCUUAAUUUUUAAGCUGUGUUACUGAAAAUUUAUGGAAAAUUUAGUUCAACUGUGUGAUAUAUCAUUUUGAGAGCUUUGUUAGCUCAGGUUAUAUCUAAAAGUGAUUAAUCUUAAUACCCCCCUUUUUGUUAAUGAAAAUCAAGACAUUAUAUCAUGUUUUUAGAAAUUAAUUUAUGCAAAUGUUGGUUUGCUAAAAGAAAAAAAAUAUAUAAUAUGGAAAUCAAAAUUUCAUAUUAGAAAAAGAUAAACAAUUAACUGGCAUUAAUAUAUGAAAUAGAUAUUAUUGUAGUGAAAAGGGUAAUUGAAAUAAAUUAUAAAAAACAAACUUUCUUUAAAAAGUGAGUGUUUUAAGCACAUGUAUUACUUAAUGACUUUAUAUGAAAUAUAAUUUCAGAUUUUUAUGGUUAGGUGUAUAAUAUAUAUGCAUGCUGGAUAUAUUUUUAAAAACAAAGAAAUUGUAAUCUAUUGAAAGUUUUAAUGAUAUAAAUUGUUUGCAUGCAUGUUUAGAUCAAUUAAAUAUUAGCAUGAUCAGAUGAUGGUUUGUUAAAAGAAUAGAAAAAAAGAAAGCAAAUAUAUAUGGAAAUCAAAAUUACAUGUUAGAAAAGAAAAACAAACUGAAAGUGAUUUUGUUUUUAUAUUGCACAUAUAUACUUUAUGACUUUAUAUGAAAUAUAAUUUCAAAUAGAUUUUUAUGAUUUAAUAGGUGUAUAAUAUAUAUGCAUGAUGGAUAUAUCUUUACAAGCACAGAAAUUGCACGUUUUUAAUAAUGAUUUGAAUUGUUCGCAUGCAUGAUUAGAUCAAAUAUAUAUUAGCAUAAAUAAAUUAUGUAACAAUUUGAUUUUAUCUAAUCCAAGGAAUGGAUUUUAAUAUUGAGUAUUGAUUUUG
This is a messenger RNA of Mytilus trossulus (common blue mussel), 2600 nucleotides long. Its product is annotated as doublesex- and mab-3-related transcription factor dmd-10-like. The record is from RefSeq and is a predicted model, not a curated record. Gene Ontology annotation, cellular component: nucleus. Lineage: Eukaryota; Metazoa; Mollusca; Bivalvia; Mytilida; Mytilidae. Gene Ontology annotation, biological process: regulation of transcription by RNA polymerase II; sex differentiation. The coding region runs from base 99 to 848 and encodes 249 amino acids. The transcript has 7 exons. Gene Ontology annotation, molecular function: RNA polymerase II cis-regulatory region sequence-specific DNA binding; DNA-binding transcription factor activity, RNA polymerase II-specific.